Messenger RNA from Linum trigynum, 240 nucleotides. NCBI's taxonomy places the organism in Eukaryota, Viridiplantae, Streptophyta, Magnoliopsida, Malpighiales, Linaceae. The record is from the annotation of a GenBank genome assembly.
AUGCUCUUCAGGAUCGUCUCUUACUCGCUCAACGGCUUCAUGCGGUGGCGGUGGAAGCCCGACGGCAGCGACCUCCCCAUCUUCAACCCGGCGCAGUUCCUCGAGAUCGUGAGGGGGAAAUCGUUGGCUUUCGUUGGUGAUUCUGUUGGGAGGAACCAGAUCCAGUCCUUGAUUUGCUUGCUCUCCAGGCCUGCAGGCCGCUCUCGACGCUAUCACUCACGACAUGGCUGUUUCUGGUGA